This is a messenger RNA of Orbicella faveolata, 805 nucleotides long. RefSeq lists its product as uncharacterized. The record is from RefSeq and is a predicted model, not a curated record. Gene Ontology annotation, biological process: iron-sulfur cluster assembly. NCBI's taxonomy places the organism in Eukaryota, Metazoa, Cnidaria, Anthozoa, Scleractinia, Merulinidae. Gene Ontology annotation, molecular function: iron ion binding; iron-sulfur cluster binding.
AUGACCUCAUGCUUAAUUCUUCAGAUCAAAGUUGAUGAAAAUGGUAAAAUUGUGGAUGCAAAGUUCAAGACAUUUGGUUGUGGUUCUGCCAUUGCCUCAAGUUCCCUGGCUACUGAGUGGGUCAAAGGAAAAUCGGUAACCGAUGCUAAAGAGAUUAAAAACACUGAAAUCGCCAAGGAACUUUCUCUUCCUCCAGUAAAACUCCACUGCUCAAUGCUUGCAGAGGAUGCCAUCAAAGCUGCACUGAAUGACUACAAAGUCAAGCAGGAAUCACUUAAAAAAGAAAUAUAAAGCAAAGAAAAUAUCAUCAAAUGUUCACCCUCAAACCCAGCAGGAAGAAUUGACCAUGUUAUCAACAUUUACAAAAUGUUACAAUAGUGGUUUUCUGUCAGCUUUUGUUGACUCACCAGAGUCAAAAAUGGGUAAAGCCAUUGCAUAGGAAGAGGUUAACAUAGUUCAGUCCUCACUUCAUGAAAGAUGGAACAAUGAUUGUUACUGAUUAGACCACAUUUUGAUUACUAUUUUGACGAACACAUCUCCAUUAAAGAAAAACUAUUUCUUUGCUAAAAAGGUGAUACUGGCAAAAUAUGCUAAAGUUUAUUUUGCACUUUGUAUUUUGGCAACUUGUUUAGUGUUCAUAUUUUCUUAUCAAGUUAGUUGCUAACUAUAUUUAUGUGGUAAAAUUAUCAUAGCUAAGCAUCUCAUUGUAAAGAAGUGGAAUUAAUUUAAUGUCAUUGGCAAAAUCUGUACAAUACAUGGCGACAGUCAUGUUUAGAUAAACAAUAAAGUUCCCUCCUAAUCCAAA